AUGGCACUCUUGCGCUAUCGCUGGACAUUUAUAGACGCGGAGAACGUGGAGGACGCGGCUUGUGGGAGGAGUAGCAGCUGCCCUGCAGCCUUCAGAUCCCAGGAGUUCCUGCGCGCGGCGCGGCAGCUGAGACGGGAGGAGACGCAGCUGGCGGCGCAGGUGGCGCAGCUCUUGGCGCCCAAGAACGAUUCCUGGACUCCUGCAAACUUCGUGCCGAACGUGGGCAGCCUGGGCCAUCCGAAUCUUUGCCAGAGGCGGUGCUGUUUGAUGCGCGACGGCGUGUGCCCGAAAGGGGCCGCCUGCGAAUACUGCCAUCUGCCCCACUGCCGGUCCUCUUUGGAUAAGCGCCAGCGCUGCCUGCUCAGCUCUGCCAGCGAGACCCAGCUGCUGCGCACGCUGCAGCCCCAUUUCGCCCGGCACGGGAUGGAGAACCCAGCGGCACUGCCCCUGCAGGAGCUGCUUGCCCGCGAGCUGGCAGUCCGCCCGCAGGAGGAGCAAAGCCUGCGGUGCCCGAACUUGGAGCGGACCCUCACACGGCUGUCCUUAGCGGCGCUGGCUGGCCUUGUGUGUGCCCACACCUCAGGGCGGCUGCCCGGGCUGAUGCGUGAAGCCUUGGCGGAGCUCCGGGAGUUGAUGGACGCUUUCCCUGGGCCAAAGAAGGCGGAUGAGCCCGACCGCGUGACUUUCAUCUGCCAUAGCCUGGGAUGUAACACCAAGUACCACAAAGAAGAGGUUUAG
This is a messenger RNA of Effrenium voratum, 738 nucleotides long. The record is from the annotation of a GenBank genome assembly. NCBI's taxonomy places the organism in Eukaryota, Dinophyceae, Suessiales, Symbiodiniaceae.